This is a messenger RNA of Yamadazyma tenuis ATCC 10573, 1333 nucleotides long. RefSeq names its product Rme1p (gene RME1). The record is from RefSeq and is a predicted model, not a curated record. NCBI's taxonomy places the organism in Eukaryota, Fungi, Ascomycota, Pichiomycetes, Serinales, Debaryomycetaceae.
UAACACGGAAGUCACUCUCACAAUCAUUCACAGAUCUUAAUUUUAGUAUCUGCGCUUGCUUCACAGGCAUAUCAUUUUUCGCAUCAAGCCCUUCCCCAUGAAUGCAUAUUACCAUGACGAAGAAACCAAUGAGGUGUACAAGGACAAUAUCAACUUGCGCUUGAAGCUUGGUGGGUAUUUACGGUGCCGACUCCCGGUCUUGAACAUUCAAUCUAUUCCCAUGUCUUCCAAACUGUUGGCCAGUGCUUCCUCUCUCGGAGACCUUCAAUUGUUUCUGGAAAUGGCCGACAUCAAACAUGUGUCGGGGCUGCUACUUCCAUCGUCGCUCCAGGAUCUCGGGAAUUACCUGGAAGUAUCGUCAACCCAGAGACUUUUCACACCUUUAACCCCCAUCAAGUGGAGCUGGAACUUGAAUGUGGUGGAAAAUGACGAGGGGGCUGGACUUCCACACCACAUGGCCGAGGCCACCGAUCCCACCACAUCGGACUCCUCGCCCCAGCUGGUGGACUCUUUACCAAUGUGGGAUCCGAUGUACAACAUUAUGGAGGACAUUGACCAAAUGGACAGUAUCGUCGACAUUGACAGCAUCACCCCAGAGAACUGCAUGACGCCUGAUAUGGCAUGUAAGUGGCUGAAAGAGCUGGACAUUGGUUUUCUGUAUAUUGUGGACUACUUGGCUAAAAACAAUUGUGCUGACCCUGAACAAGGACGGCUGACCGAUGUAGCAGACGAUUGCGACAAAUACGACGACGAUUACCGCGGUGCAGACAUCGAACCCGCCCCUGUGGGUGCAAAGCGCACCGCGGCAGAGGAGGCUGCUCUCCGCACGUCGGUGGCUUACAACUACCGCACCGUUACCGAGACCCUUGAAAAGUUAUAUAAACAUUGCAUCUAUAUCCGUGAGGUGUUGUUGUGCUCCCACUGCCCGAAAAAAUUUGAAACUGUACAUGAGCUUGCUCUUCACUGUCAAGAGUUCAAUCUCUACAAGGGAUUCAAAUACAAGUGCCCAUUGGCGACAUGUCCAUUUAAGCUCAUUGGAUUUAACAAGAAGUUGGACCUCCGCCGGCAUGUCACCGCCAAGCACAUCGACCGUAAGACGUUUGAGGUGCUCACCGAUGAUACAUAUGAAGAGAAGUUUGUGCGGCUGUUGGUGUACUUCUGCCACUGCCAAAGAGUCUUUUAUCGAAGAGACAGUUUACAGCGACAUCAGCGGCUCAUCCACCGUAACUCAUGAUGGCCGCAAUUCAUAUACUGCGAGGACCAUUGCGCUCGGCUCAUGCCGUACGAAUAUGGCAUUAGCUAGGUCAUAAUACACCAAUCAUAUAUUUGUAAC